Messenger RNA from Cylindrotheca closterium, 936 nucleotides. NCBI's taxonomy places the organism in Eukaryota, Bacillariophyta, Bacillariophyceae, Bacillariales, Bacillariaceae. The record is from the annotation of a GenBank genome assembly.
AUGUCCCUCUUCACCGCUGAGACGCCGUUUGCCAGCGCUGCAAUAUUUACCUUUGGCCUCCAAUUCGCUGGUUUUGUUGUAGCAUAUGCUACCCAAACUGAAAAGUUCUACGACAUUCUGGGAUCCGGAAACUUCCUGCUUUUGGGUAUCUGGAGCUUCUUUGCUUCAUCUUCGCCAUAUGCUCCUGUCAGUGCUGUAGCAACGGUACUGUUUGUAAUCAGCAGAUUAUGGUUACUGCUUUUCUUGGGCUGGAGAGCUCAUUCCCGAAAGGGUGAUUCCAGGUUUGAUGAAGUCAAAGACAAGGCUGGAAUGUUCCUUGUCUACUGGAUGAUGCAAGCCUUAUGGGUUUACUUCAUCACUUUGCCCAUCAUUUAUAUCAAUACCAUCUUUACCUUGGAAGAUGACGUGUCGUCCACCUUGACGGCGUAUCAGGUAGUCUUCCUGAUUUUCUUUGGGGUUUGCGUCGUCACUGAAAUAUUGGCCGACAUUCAAAAAUCAAAAUGGGUGUCUGCAGGCAGGAAAGGUGGCUUCUGUAAUGAGGGACUAUGGAAAUACAGUCGGCAUCCCAACUAUUUUGGAGAAAUCUUCCAAUGGUGGUCGGCAUUCCUUCUCAUUUUGCCCAUUCUCUUCGACAAACCGUCCGUCUAUGGAUGGGGUUCCAUCCUUUCUCCGAUAUUCACAUGCUUCAUCUUGCUGUUUGCCGGUGGGACUGGACUCACCAACGCUGAAGGGAAGGGUCUUAAGCGAUACUACGACAAUGAAGCGAUAGCUGAAGACUACAAAUCAUAUCGCGAGAAUACUUCAAUCCUUAUCCCAAUGGUCGGAUACGGAUAUAUUCCACAGAUAGUCAAGCGAGUAUUGCUGUUCGAAUGGGAACGGUAUCAAUACAAGCCGGAAAUGUCCCAAUCUUCUGAAGAAGGUAAGAAAGAAGAUUGA